AUGACGGCCAACAUGGACGUCAGCCUGGACGAGAUCCUCGCCGAGCGCAAGUCGGAGCGCCGUGGCAACCGCAGCCGCAACGAUCGCAACGAUCGCAACGACAGAAACGGCGGUCGCAGCGGACGGCGUGACCGCGACCGGCGCGACGACUACCCGCGCGAUGGAGUCCGAAAGGUAGGCAAGACGGGCGGUGGAAUGGCCCAAAGGCACACGGGCAGAUGGCCAUGA
Sporothrix schenckii 1099-18 is the source of this 228-nucleotide messenger RNA. RefSeq lists its product as uncharacterized. The record is from RefSeq and is a predicted model, not a curated record. The coding region runs from base 1 to 228 and encodes 75 amino acids. The transcript has 2 exons. NCBI's taxonomy places the organism in Eukaryota, Fungi, Ascomycota, Sordariomycetes, Ophiostomatales, Ophiostomataceae.